Triticum turgidum subsp. durum (durum wheat) is the source of this 1425-nucleotide messenger RNA. The record is from the annotation of a GenBank genome assembly. Lineage: Eukaryota; Viridiplantae; Streptophyta; Magnoliopsida; Poales; Poaceae.
AUGGCGGCGGUGAAUCUUGGAGCGUGGCUCUGCGCGCUGCUGGCGGCGGUGGCGGGCGUCCUCCCGGCGGCGGACGCGCUGGGGAUGAACUGGGGCACGCAGGCCACGCACCCGCUCUCGCCCAGGAUCGUCGUGCAGAUGCUCAAGGACAACGGCAUCAAGAAGGUCAAGCUCUUCGACGCCGACCAGGGCACCCUCAACGCGCUCGCCGGCUCCGACAUCGAGGUCAUGGUCGCCAUCCCCAACAACCUGCUCGACCUCAUGAACGACAAGGACAACGCCAGGGACUGGGUGCGCCACAACGUCUCCCGCUACCACUUCGACGGCGGCGUCAACAUCAAGUACGUGGCCGUCGGCAAUGAGCCCUUUUUGGCCUCCUACAACGGCACCUUCGACAAGGUCACCUUCCCGGCGCUGCAGAACAUCCAGAACGCGCUCAACGACGCCGGAUUCAGCGAGAUCAAGGCCACCGUGCCGCUCAACGCCGACGUCUACAACUCGCCCGCCAACAACCAGAUGGUGCAGUUCCUGGCCAACAACAGCGCCCCCUUCACCGUCAACAUCUACCCCUACCUCAGCCUCUACCUCAGCGAGGACUUCCCCGUCGACUUCGCCUUCUUCGACGGCCUCGCCAAGCCGCUGGUCGACGGCGUCAACACUUACACCAACGUGUUCGAUGCCAACUUCGACACGCUGGUGUCGGCGCUCGCCGCCGUCGGCCACGGCGACUUGCCCAUCGUCAUCGGCGAGGUCGGCUGGCCGACCGACGGCGACAAGCACGCCACCAACGCCCUCGCCAAGCGCUUCUACGACGGCCUGCUGCCGCGGCUGGCGGCCAACACCGGCACGCCGCUCCGGCCCAAACAGUACAUGGAGGUCUACCUCUUCGGGCUCCUGGACGAGGACGUCAAGAGCGUGGCGCCGGGCGCGUUCGAGCGGCACUGGGGCGUGCUCCGCUUCGACGGCCAGCCCAAGUUCCCCAUGGACCUCACCGGGAACGGGCAGAACACCAUGCUGGUGCCGGCCAAGGGCGUGCAGUACCUGCCCAAGACGUGGUGCGUGUACAACCCCAACGCCGAGGACAAGAGCAAGCUGGUGGAGAACGUGAACUACGCCUGCACCUUCGCCGACUGCACGGCGCUCGGCAUGGGCUCCAGCUGCUACGGCAUGGACGUGAACGGCAACGCCUCCUACGCCUUCAACAUGUACUUCCAGGUGCAGAACCAAAAGGACGAGGCGUGCGACUUCCAGGCGCUCGCCGUGCCCACGCAGACCGACCCCUCCACCGCCGCCUGCAGCUUCCCCAUACAGAUCGCCGCCGCCUCCUCGACGUCGGGUGGCCACCGGCGAGCGCGCGCCGGGCCGCUCGGCGCCGCCGCUCUGCUCGUGCUGCUGGCUCUGGUCCAGCUCUUGAUGUCGCAUUAG